Molecule: messenger RNA, 1474 nt
Organism: Cynocephalus volans (Philippine flying lemur)
Lineage: Eukaryota; Metazoa; Chordata; Mammalia; Dermoptera; Cynocephalidae
Gene: CRYZL1
Product: crystallin zeta like 1
Exons: 14
Coding region: 121-1188 (355 amino acids)
Molecular function (GO): oxidoreductase activity
Source: RefSeq, a predicted model, not a curated record
CGGUGGCGAAGGCUCAGGCUGUUGGGACCGCUCGGAAGCAGCUCAAUAUAAUGGUGAAGAGUAGUGACUUUGGAAUCAGUAGCACCUGGUUGGUGUUUCAGUUCUCGUUGAGCGGAUAUUAUGAGACCCCAGGUGACUAUGAAAGGCUUAUAUUUUCAACAGAGUUCCACAAAUGAAGAGAUAACAUUUGUAUUUCAAGAAAGGGAAAAUCUUCCUGUCACAGAGGAUAACUUUGUAAAACUUCAAGUUAAAGCAUGUGCUCUGAGCCAGAUAAAUAUGAAGCUUCUGGCAGAAAUGAAGAUGGAGAAGGAUUUCUUUCCUGUUGGGAGAGAAAUUGCUGGAAUUGUGUUAGAUGUUGGAAGCAAGGUAUCAUUCUUUCAACCAGAUGAUGAAGUAGUUGGAAUUUUGCCCCUGGAUUCUGAAGACCCUGGACUUUGUGAAGUUGUUAGAGUACAUGAACAUUAUUUGGUUCAUAAACCAGAAAAGGUUACUUGGACAGAAGCAGCUGGAACCAUUCGGGAUGGAGUACGAGCCUAUACAGCUCUCCAUUAUCUUUCUCAUCUCUCUCCUGGAAAAUCGGUGCUGAUAAUGGAUGGAGCAAGUGCAUUUGGUACAAUAGCUAUUCAAUUAGCACACCAUAGAGGAGCCAAAGUGAUUUCAACUGCAUGCAGCCUUGAAGAUAAGCAAUACCUUGAAAGACUUAGGCCUUCCGUAGCCCGAGUGAUUGAUGUAUCUAAUGGGAAAGUCCAUGUUGCUGAAAGCUGUUUGGAAGAAACAGGUGGCCUAGGAGUAGAUAUUGUCCUAGAUGCUGGAGUGAGAUUAUAUAGCAAAGAUGAUGAACCAGCUGUAAAAUUACAACUACUACCACAUAAACAUGAUAUCAUCACACUUCUUGGUGUUGGAGGCCAUUGGGUAACAACAGAAGAAAAUCUUCAGUUGGAUCCUCCAGAUAGCCAUUGGCUUUUCCUCAAGGGAGCAACAGUGGCUUUCCUUAAUGACGAAAUUUGGAAUUUGUCAAAUGUACAGCAGGGAAAAUAUCUUUGUAUCUUAAAAGAUGUGAUGGAGAAGUUAUCAACUGGUGUUUUUAGACCUCAGUUGGAUGAACCCAUUCUACUAUAUGAGGCAAAAGUUUCCAUGGAAGUUGUUCAGAAAAAUCAAGGAAGAAAAAAGCAAGUUGUUCAAUUUUAAUUUUCAUCUUUCUCAGACCUCAGUUGGAUGAACCCAUCCCAGUAUUUGAAGCCAGAGUUUUCCCUGGAAAUUGCUGAGAAAAACCAAGGAAGAUACAAGCAAGUUGUUCUGUUUUUAAGCAUGUUUUCCUGCUGUCUAAAAGAAGAUGCCCAGUUAUUUGACGUAUUUGAAAAGAAUCACUGUGUAAACUAUCAAGAUAAUUUUAUAAUUAACAUCUAAAGGGAAUAUUCUUUUUAUUGUUUAUAUACAUUUUGCCUCUGCUAUAAAAUUCUUUCCAUGAAGAAAA